Molecule: messenger RNA, 5579 nt
Organism: Sinocyclocheilus anshuiensis
Lineage: Eukaryota; Metazoa; Chordata; Actinopteri; Cypriniformes; Cyprinidae
Product: transcription activator BRG1
Exons: 33
Coding region: 98-4951 (1617 amino acids)
Biological process (GO): regulation of DNA-templated transcription
Cellular component (GO): nucleus
Molecular function (GO): ATP binding; histone binding
Source: RefSeq, a predicted model, not a curated record
UGCUGGAUUCAAAUUAAUUUUAUUUUCUUUUACAGUUUUUUUUGACAGAACAGAACACUGUUUUUCUGCCUCUCACUUCUUCCGGCUCUGCUGAGAGAUGUCCACUCCUGACCCACCUAUGGGCGGGACCCCUCGGCCGGGCCCUUCCCCAGGCCCUGGGCCAUCUCCAGGGGCCAUGUUAGGGCCUAGUCCUGGACCCUCACCUGGCUCUGCCCAUGGAAUAAUGGGCCCCAGCCCUGGGCCCCCCUCCUCAGGACAUCCACUACCUCCACAGGGCCCCUCAGGUUACCCUCAGGACAACAUGCACCAGUUGCACAAGCCCAUGGAAGGCAUGCAUGAGAGAGUCAUUCCUGAAGAUCAACGCUACGCUCAAAUGAAGGGUAUGGGCAUGAGACAGGGUGGGCACAGUGGCAUGGGGCCUCCACCCAGUCCUUUGGACCAACACUCUCAGGAGAGAGAUUUAGGACUGCGAGAUUUAAUGAAGGGUAUGGGCAUGAGACAGGGUGGGCACAGUGGCAUGGGGCCUCCACCCAGUCCUUUGGACCAACACUCUCAGGGCUACCCCUCUCCUCUGGGUGGUUCUGAACAUGCCCCCAGUCCGGUACCUGCUAACGGCCCUCCGUCUGGCCCCAUGAUGCCUACUGGUUCUGGUGCCAUGGAGGGCGGUGACCCACAGGCCAUGGGUCAGCAGAACCGCAGUGGUGGUGCUGGUGGUGUUGCAGGUUCAGGACCCAGUGGAGGACCUCCAAAUGCAGGUGGACCUGGUGGAGCCGGCGGGCCCACUCCUUUUAACCAAAACCAGCUUCACCAACUGCGGGCACAGAUCAUGGCCUAUAAGAUGCUGGCACGCGGGCAAUCUCUACCUGACCACCUACAGAUCGCGGUGCAGGGAAAACGGCCCAUGCCAGGCAUGCAGCAGGGGAUGCCCAACAUGCCCCCUGCCUCAGGACAAGGAGCAGGACCACCUGGACCAGGAGGCUCCGGACCUGGGGGACCCAACUACAACAGACCACAUGGAAUGGUUGGACCAAACAUGCCACCUCCAGGACCUGCUGGUGUUCCUCCAGGCCUGCAGGGACAACCCACCAAUGGACCACCUAAAUCUUGGCCUGAAGGGCCCAUGGUGAAUGCUGCCGCCCCUGCAAGUGCACCACAGAAGCUGAUACCUCCUCAGCCCACGGGACGCCCGUCUCCAGCACCACCUUCAGUUCCUCCCGCUGCCUCGCCCGUCAUGCCCCCUCAGACCCAAUCUCCAGGACAACCGAUGCAGCCACCCAUGGUGCUUCAUCAGAAACAGAACCGCAUCACACCCAUCCAGAAACCCCGGGGCCUGGACCCAGUGGAGAUCCUCCAGGAGAGAGAGCACAGGUUACAGGCUCGUAUUUCUCAUCGUAUUCAGGAGCUGGAGAACCUUCCAGGCUCUCUGGCUGGAGACUUGAGGACCAAAGCAAAUAUUGAGCUCAAGGCACUUAGGCUCCUGAACUUUCAGAGACAGCUCCGCCAGGAGGUCGUAGUGUGCAUGCGGCGUGACACGGCCCUAGAGACAGCGCUCAACGGCAAGGCCUACAAGCGCAGCAAGAGACAGUCCCUGCGUGAGGCUCGUAUCACAGAGAAACUGGAGAAGCAGCAGAAGAUCGAGCAGGAACGCAAGCGCCGUCAAAAACACCAGGAGUAUCUCAACAGCAUCCUGCAGCAUGCAAAGGACUUCAAGGAUUAUCAUCGCUCCAUCACCGCAAAGAUCCAGAAGGUGACCAAAGCCAUAGCCACGUACCACGCCAACACAGAGAGAGAGCAGAAGAAGGAGAAUGAGCGUAUUGAGAAGGAGAGAAUGAGAAGGCUGAUGGCUGAAGAUGAAGAGGGUUACAGGAAGCUGAUCGAUCAGAAGAAGGACAAACGUCUGGCUUACUUGCUGCAGCAGACGGACGAGUAUGUGGCCAACCUCACCGAGCUCGUCAGAGCUCAUAAAGCUGUCCAGGCCCUCAAAGACAAGAAGAAGAAGAAGAAAAAGAAGAAGCCAGAGAAUGCUGAGAGUGGAGCUCCUGCUCUGGGUCCAGAUGGAGAGCCUCUUGAUGAGACCAGUCAAAUGAGUGAUUUACUGGUGAAGGUGAUUCAUGUAGACAGUGGGAAGAUCCUCACCGGCAUGGACGCUCCUAAAGCUGGACAACUGGAUGCCUGGCUGGAGGUGAAUCCAGGGUACGAGGUGGCCCCGCGGUCUGAUAGUGAAGAUAGCGGCUCGGAGGAGGAGGAAGAUGAUGAGGAGGAGCAGCCUCAGACCUCUCAAUCUUCAUCAGAGGAGAAGAAGAUAUUUCCAGAUCCAGACAAUGAGGAUGUGUCUGAGGUGGACGUCCGUCACAUCAUUGAGCAUGCCAAGCAGGAUGUUGACGAUGAAUACGGUAAUGCCAGGUUCGUUAGGGGCCUGCAGUCGUACUACGCCGUGGCUCACGCAGUCACAGAGAAGGUGGAGAGACAGUCAAGCCUGUUAGUAAAUGGACAGCUCAAACAGUACCAGAUCAAAGGUCUGGAGUGGCUGGUGUCUCUGUAUAACAAUAACUUGAAUGGCAUUCUGGCUGAUGAAAUGGGUUUGGGAAAAACCAUCCAGACCAUUGCACUCAUCACCUACCUCAUGGAGUACAAACGCCUCAACGGACCCUUCCUCAUCAUCGUCCCCCUCUCGACUCUGUCGAACUGGGUGUACGAGUUUGAUAAGUGGGCUCCAUCUGUGGUGAAAGUUUCUUAUAAGGGCUCUCCUGCUGCUCGCCGCGCAUUUCUUCCCAUUUUGCGCAGCGGCAAGUUCAACGUGCUGAUCACCACUUACGAGUACGUCAUCAAAGACAAGCAAGUGCUGGCCAAGCUCCGUUGGAAGUACAUGAUAGUGGAUGAAGGUCACCGUAUGAAAAAUCACCACUGUAAACUGACUCAGGUGUUGAACACGCACUACCUGGCGCCUCGGCGUGUGCUGCUCACUGGCACGCCACUGCAGAACAAGCUGCCUGAACUGUGGGCGCUGCUCAACUUCCUGCUGCCCACCAUCUUCAAGAGCUGCAGCACCUUUGAGCAGUGGUUCAACGCUCCAUUCGCCAUGACCGGAGAGAAGGUGGACCUGAACGAAGAGGAGACCAUUCUGAUCAUCCGUCGUCUGCACAAAGUGCUCCGCCCCUUCCUGCUCAGGAGACUCAAGAAGGAAGUGGAGGCCCAACUGCCAGAGAAGGUGGAAUAUGUGAUCAAGUGCGACAUGUCGGCCCUGCAGAGAGUGCUGUACAGACACAUGCAGGCUAAAGGAGUGCUGCUCACUGAUGGAUCCGAGAAAGACAAGAAGGGUAAAGGAGGCACUAAGACCCUAAUGAACACUAUUAUGCAGUUGAGGAAGAUUUGUAACCACCCUUACAUGUUCCAGCACAUUGAGGAAUCUUUCUCUGAGCACUUGGGCUUCACUGGAGGCAUUGUUCAGGGACUUGAUUUGUACCGUGCCUCUGGUAAGUUUGAGCUGCUGGACCGUAUCCUACCGAAGCUCUGCGCCACCAACCACAAAGUGCUGCUCUUCUGUCAGAUGACCUCGCUCAUGACCAUCAUGGAAGACUACUUCGCCUACCGCAACUUCAAAUACCUGCGCUUGGACGGAAGCACUAAGGCUGAGGAUCGUGGCAUGUUGCUGAAGAACUUUAAUGAUCCGUCCUUUCAGUACUUUAUUUUCUUGCUGAGUACCAGAGCAGGAGGUCUGGGGCUGAACCUGCAGACUGCCGACACUGUUAUCAUCUUUGACAGCGACUGGAACCCUCACCAGGAUCUGCAGGCCCAGGAUCGUGCCCAUCGUAUCGGGCAGCAGAAUGAGGUGCGUGUGCUGCGUCUGUGCACUGUGAACAGCGUGGAGGAGAAGAUCCUGGCCGCUGCCAAAUACAAACUGAAUGUGGACCAGAAGGUCAUCCAGGCCGGUAUGUUCGACCAGAAGUCGUCCGGCCACGAGCGCAAAGCUUUCCUGCAGGCCAUCCUGGAGCACGAAGAGCAGGAUGAGGAGGAAGAUGAAGUGCCAGAUGAUGAGACUGUUAAUCAGAUGAUCGCUAGAAGCGAGGAAGAGUUCGAUCACUUCAUGCGCAUGGAUCUUGACCGCCGCCGUGAAGAGGCACGUAACCCGAAACGCAAACCCCGGCUGAUGGAGGAGGAUGAGCUGCCCACCUGGAUCAUGAAGGAUGACGCAGAGGUGGAAAGGCUCACCUGCGAAGAAGAAGAGGAGAAGAUGUUUGGCCGUGGCUCCCGUCAAAGAAAAGAAGUGGACUACAGUGACUCCCUCACGGAGAAACAGUGGCUGAAGGCCAUUGAGGAAGGCACCCUUGAUGAGAUUGAAGAAGAGGUGCGCUACAAGAAAACGACUCGGAAAAGGAAGCGGGACCGUGACCUCGACCUUCCAGGCCCGGCCACGCCUAGCUCCAGUGGGCGGAGCAGAGAUAAAGAUGACGACAGUAAGAAGCAAAAGAAACGAGGUCGUCCUCCUGCUUGGGGCUAUUAUCAAUCUAAUAAUAUUAACAUUAAUCAUGUUCUCUGUUCUGUACAGGAACGCAUUAGAAGUCAUAAGUACCGCACUCUGAACGACCUGGAGAAAGAUGUCAUGCUUCUCUGUCAGAACGCUCAGACCUUCAACCUGGAGGGAUCACUGAUCUACGAGGACUCUAUCGUGCUGCAGUCUGUGUUCACCAGUGUGCGGCAGAAGAUUGAGAAAGAGGAAGAGAGCGAGGGAGAAGACAGUGAGGAGGAAGAGGAAGAGGCAGAUGAAGGAUCAGAGUCUGAAUCUCGUUCAGUGAAGGUGAAGAUAAAGCUGAGUCGAAAGGAAAAGGUGGAGAGAGGAAAGGGAAGACGCCGAACCGGACGCAGUUGGCGCCCUAAACCUGUUGUUAGUGACGACGAAAGUGAGGAGGACCAGGAAGAGGAGCAUUCUCCUAGUGGCAGCGAGGAAGAUUAAACCUUCUUCAGGACCAAUCACAACUCUAGUUCACUUCUGCUGCAGAUAUGUAAUUUUACAUGAGACCUGUCAAACGGCCGCUCCAGAAGGACCUAGAACAGCACAUUUUUUAGAGAGAGGACAUGUAUACGAAAACAAUUAAAUGAGAAAAAUGACACUGUAAAAUGCAGAAGAAAGCCCUUCCAUUUGCAUAUUUAAGCAGACGAUCUCCAUUUAUGUAUAGCAAGACAGUUGAAGUAUUGAGCAUAUGUUUCUUUCCAUAUUUGUUUUUAUGAUUUUUCUCAAAGACAUGACAUAAGAUGCACAGAAAUCUGACAGACUGACUCACAGUGGACCAAUAAGAGCGGAUCAUGUUUCAAUGUCCUCUUAUUGUUUUUAGCCGUGUGAACGUCACCCCUUCUUCCCCCCAAGAACCCAGAAUGCAUGUUUGUGGAAAACGCAGCCAAUUAGUUCUCUUUCUGUUUUUCUCUUGAUCUCUCUGUUUAAAUUAAGAUUGUCAACAGGAUUAAGGUACUUCUUCCUUUAUAGACUUACUGUCAGGAGAAAUGGGGGAGAAUAGGAUGUAGGAUUCUGUACUGUGUCAGUGUCACUGGAUUUCCAAAAUGCACAAUAAAGCCUCUCAGAAAUA